AUGCAUUUGAUGAUGAUUUAUAUCAGUCAAGCCAGUAAGCCGCACAGAGAGAGAGAGAGAGAGAGAGAGAGAGAGAGAGAGAGAGAGAGAGAGAGAGAGAGAGAGAGAGAGAGAGAGAGAGAGAGAGAGAGAGAGAGAGAGAGAGAGAGAGAGAGAGAGAGAGAGAGAGAGAGAGAGAGAGAGAGAGAGAGAGAGAGAGAGAGAGAGAGAGAGAGAGAGAGAGAGAGUUUGAGAGAGAGAGAGAGAGAGAGAGAUAACGUGAUUGUGCAUGUGGACGCACACCCGGAUCUGGGACUGCCAGAGGGGGCCUCGCAUGACCGGGUCUACACGGCAAGCUGGUGCCGAGAAGAGUGCGACAUUAGUACCUGGCUCUUGCCCCUUGUAUAUACUCGCAAUGUGGCACACGUGGUCUGGAUCAAGCCGACCUGGGCCAACCAACUGGCCGUCGGCUGCUACGAGCUGGGCGUCGGGACAGAUCCUUCUCGCAACAAGCUCUGUGUGACGCUGCCGCUGGGCUACUACCUCGCGAAUGGCGAGUAUGCGCCAGCCGAGACAUUGGAUGACAUUCGCUAUUGCCGCCUGCACGUCGUCGAGGCCACCGGUGCCGGCUUCUGGCUGGACAUUUGUCUCGACUACUUUUGGUGCCACAACCCCUUCAAGGAUCAAAUGGCCGCUGCUCACGGUGCGGCGCUGUAUGAGGAGCUCUGCGCUGCAGUCGCCACCGUUGCUACCCUACCGCAGGAUCACCAGCUGUAUGCAGACUCCACUGAAGCGCUGGCCGUGCAGUCGGCUUGGCAAUCAUCAGUGAAGGAGUUACAGGAGGUGUUGACCGCAGCCCAGAAUUCUGCCUCAUCGUGCACAUCAGCCUCGCCAGGCCAGCAGACCGGAUCGUGGAGUCGCGUGGCGGAAAUUGCAUCGCAGAUCUUUGGCGAGGCGUCUGAUUGCACACCAGAAUGGCUGUUGUCAGCGAUUGAGUGUCAGCAUCUUCCCGAGAGUCCCCAUGUCACCACCAUGGACGUGCAGCAGGCCUUGAAGCGGUUGGCACAGUUUCUCUUAGAUAUGGAUGCUGGUGCCCGUGCCCUGGUGGUAACGGUAGCAAGAUCUGUGUCAGAUGGAUAUUGCCCUGCACAGGUCGAACCGGGUUUUCAGACCGCCCAGGGUGCGGCCGGGCUGGCCAGCAACGACCAAAUUUGUCAGCUCGUGCUUGACUGGGUGCAGGAGCAUUGGGGCCACGACGGUGUGACAGGCACGGCCGAUGGCGCGCAACCAAAAGCCAAGCGUCGUGUGCCUUGA
This is a messenger RNA of Monosiga brevicollis MX1, 1293 nucleotides long. RefSeq lists its product as uncharacterized. Lineage: Eukaryota; Choanoflagellata; Craspedida; Salpingoecidae. The transcript has 11 exons. The coding region runs from base 1 to 1293 and encodes 430 amino acids. The record is from RefSeq and is a predicted model, not a curated record.